Molecule: messenger RNA, 1716 nt
Organism: Magnolia sinica
Lineage: Eukaryota; Viridiplantae; Streptophyta; Magnoliopsida; Magnoliales; Magnoliaceae
Product: putative UPF0481 protein At3g02645
Exons: 1
Coding region: 78-1712 (544 amino acids)
Source: RefSeq, a predicted model, not a curated record
AAAACCCCCACUGGAAAAUCUCCUUCCUGAAUCCAAUCUCUCAUCUUCUUUGAGCUCCAUUAUCCUCUAAAGGAGACAUGGACUCCCAACCUACCUUUGAUCAGCAUCGGUGGGUGACACGGAUCAGGGAAACACUUGCCCAAGAAUACGACCCCAACAACUGCGAUGAUGAUGCUGAAACACCCGUCUCAAUUUUCAGCGUUUCUAAGUCUCUAAUGGUCACCAAACCAGAAGCUUACAUCCCCCAACAAGUGGCUAUUGGCCCAUGCCAUCAAUGGCGAUCUGAACUCUACGAAAUGGAACGGUACAAGUUCACUGCAGCUCGAAUGUUUCAGGAGCAUCUCCAAGGCAUCACCUUCGAGGGCGUCAUCGGUCAGUUUGCAAAGCUCGAUUUCAAGAUCCGUGCAUGCUAUGAUCGGUACUUUGAUCUAAGUACCGAAACCAUAGCUUGGAUGAUGGCCAUUGAUGGUUCAUUCUUAUUGGAGUUUCUCCAAAUCUACGGUGGUGAUCAAAUGGCUGAUGAUCUCUCUAGGGUCUCUUCAAGGAUGUCCCAAGUGAUCGAUUACACCGGAAAGAGCACGACCCAUAAUGCCAUCCUUAGGGAUAUUAUUAUGUUAGAGAACCAAAUCCCACUUUUUAUACUCAAACAGCUCCUGGGAUAUUGCAAACGUGAAAACCCUUGUGAAGCAUUAGCCAUGAUGUUAAUGGGUCUCUGUGCAUCUCUCUCCCCUUUCGAAAGGGUGGAUGAGUUUCCACUUGGGCAAAAUGAAAUCCUACAAAUGGGUCAUUUGCUCGAACUUCUUUAUCAUGUAUGUGUGCCAAGAAUAGAAGAAAUCCAUGGUCAAGAUGAAACGGUGGGGAAAGAAAAUCCGGAUUCUUUGGGGCGAGUCAGGUACUGGAUGCUUGUAUGUUCCCCUCUCUUGCGACAUCUUCGACGGCUCUUAACAUCGAGAAUGUUGAAAUCUAUUCUAAAAUUUCCAUUCAAAAUCAUCCGUAAGAUUCGCAUGCCUUCUUCUUCAAGAAACAUCCUGAAUGAAGUUGCAACCUUUGAGAAGAAACUAGCCACCCAGCAAGAUAUCGAGAGCUCUCCAAAUACAACGGUACAUCCGUUGAUGGAGGAGAUCAUGAUCCCAAGUGUGGCCCAACUCUCGGAUGCCGGCGUUCGAUUUUGUGCCACUAAAGGCGACAUAAGUUCUAUAAAGUUUGAUAACAUUUCACGCACCAUUCACCUCCCACGCAUCACAUUCGAUGAGAAUACGGAGGUUGUUUUGAGGAAUUUAGUAGCGUUUGAAGCUACAUCGGCAUCUCGGGCCCAAAUUUUUACACGUUACACUGAACUAAUGAAUGGUAUUAUCGAUACCGAAGAGGAUGUGAAAUUACUAAGAGAAGACGGGAUUGUAAUCAACCGUUUGAAGAGUGACAAAGAGGUUGCCGAUCGGUGGAAUGGGAUGACGCGAUCAUUGUUUCUAACAAAGGUGGCCCACUUGGAUAAGGUGAUCGAAGAGGUGAACAAGUAUUAUUCGACCAGGUGGAGGGUUAUAUUUGGGAAGCUGUUGAAGAAGUACGUGUAUCGAUCAUGGCCGUUUCUGACACUAGUCGCAGCAAACCUUUUCCUGGUGUUGACGGCUUUGCAGACGUUUUGCUCCGUCUACGAGUGUGGGGGCAUCCAGGUGAAGAAUAUCGGUGGGGUGAUGAACUCAACUCUCGUUUGAUUCU